CAAGAAGAGGAAGAGAAAGCUGAAGACGAAGGCUGCUUGUAAAAGGUGAAUCAGUAUUCUGCUGUUCUGUGGAGCCUCUUACUUCAACCAACUACUACUAUGUCAUCAGAUAGUGAUGUUUCUCUUUCUACUUAUGAUGAGUCCUCAGGAUCAAAACUUGCCCGAAAAGCUAAGGAGGCACCAUUUGUCCCAAUUGGAAUUGCAGGUUUUGCAGCUAUUGUUGCAUAUGGAUUAUACAAAUUGGAGAGCAGAGGGAUUACUAAAAUGUCUGUCCACCUGAUUCACAUGAGUGUGGGAGCUCAAGGCUUUGUAGUAGGAGCAAUGACUGUUGGUAUGUUGUAUUCCAUGUUUCAGGAAUACUGGGCCAAACCCAAACCUUAGGAAGAAAGAUGGUGUCUUCAUGCUGAUGAUGUUUUAUAGAGCUGGAUACCUCACAUUGAGGUUAUUUAUGUUAAAAAAAUCAUUUAGGGGUAUGUGGUUCUAAAAAGCAGCACAUGUCAGACACAAUCAUGAUGUUUUAAAGAUUGGAUUUUUUUUUUCAUGGAGAUUUUACUGUUUCCCAAGUAAUGCAAAGCC
Molecule: messenger RNA, 576 nt
Organism: Monodelphis domestica (gray short-tailed opossum)
Lineage: Eukaryota; Metazoa; Chordata; Mammalia; Didelphimorphia; Didelphidae
Source: RefSeq, a predicted model, not a curated record